Messenger RNA from Zootoca vivipara (common lizard), 816 nucleotides. It is a transcript of the gene PDPN, whose product is annotated as podoplanin. The record is from RefSeq and is a predicted model, not a curated record. NCBI's taxonomy places the organism in Eukaryota, Metazoa, Chordata, Lepidosauria, Squamata, Lacertidae. Gene Ontology annotation, biological process: cell adhesion; cell migration; positive regulation of platelet aggregation.
GUGACCAAACAGAUUGCGGAGGGAGGGCCUUCCUUUCAGGACCACUUUCAAUGCCUGCUGAGCCUUCCGUUAAAGUGAAAAACGCUGAUUCUUUUCUCAGUUGCUUUCCCGUCGCUCUUGUCAAUGCUUCAGAGAAAGCAAAACUUUCAACUUCUUUGGCAGGCGGAGGAGAACUUCAAAACCCAAGCAAACUCUUUGGCAAAACAAGAAGGCGCUUGAUAUAACCGGAUUGCUCAAGACCAGACUUUUAUUUUAAAUAGUUUUAUCGAAGAUGUUUAUCAAGAUCCAGCUCCUUCUUUUCCUGAUAGGGAGCUUAUCAUUCCAUGUUCUUGCUGAGGAAGCAAGUACAGUCUCACUGGAAGAUGAAGCACCAACUACUGACAGCAGAGACAGUGACGUUUCUGAAUUUCCAACGUUCCCAGUGACAACAGAAGAUCCGGUAACCACAGACAGUGCCCUCUCAAUCAGUGAUGAUGCUGAAAACUCAACUGACCCAAGCUUACCAGAAUCUGAUGAUGGCCUGGAAACGGCUACACUGGUUGGCAUCAUCUUUGGAGUCAUUGCUGCUAUCGCAGUCGCCACAGGGAUUGUCAUUUUGGUGGUGAAGAAAAUGGGGAGGUACUCUCCCUGAAACUCACUGAAGAGAGAAAGAGGAAAUACAUCAGAAGAUUUCUUCCUUUUCUGAGUGAGUCUCCUCCCAUGCUAACCAUGGAAGGUGAUCUCGGGCAAAUAGCAAUUUGAGGACUUAUAAGCCCACGGACGAGAUCUCACGCAAUUUCCUGGAGCAAGCUUUUAAAAAUACAAAUAUGCCUUAAA